Messenger RNA from Polyodon spathula (Mississippi paddlefish), 1673 nucleotides. RefSeq names its product insulinoma-associated protein 1a-like. The record is from RefSeq and is a predicted model, not a curated record. The transcript has a single exon. Gene Ontology annotation, cellular component: transcription repressor complex; nucleus. NCBI's taxonomy places the organism in Eukaryota, Metazoa, Chordata, Actinopteri, Acipenseriformes, Polyodontidae. Gene Ontology annotation, biological process: neuron differentiation; regulation of cell cycle process; negative regulation of transcription by RNA polymerase II. Bases 188 to 1627 code for a protein of 479 amino acids. Gene Ontology annotation, molecular function: RNA polymerase II cis-regulatory region sequence-specific DNA binding; DNA-binding transcription repressor activity, RNA polymerase II-specific.
GUGUCAGCGAGAGCUGCAAGGGACGAGAGCUCUACAUUCUGACAGGAGAACGCACUGCACUGCUACCUCGCCGCUCUCCACACGAAACAUAGGCAGGUGACCAAAUAAAAAAGACACUUUAUUUUAUUUUGUAUUUAUUUAUUUAUUUAUUUAUUUAUUGUUGGAAUACUGAAAAAAAGAAGCCAAGAUGCCGAGAGGGUUUUUGGUAAAGCGGACGAAGAAAGCCGGCCCGGUGUCUUACAGGGUACGCAGCAGUGUCGAGGAUGAAAGUGCAAUGCAAAAGUUUACUUCCGUCAUCUCCUCGACUUGGGCUCGCUGUCCGGAUACCUGGGAACGAAGCGCCGCUGCUCCUACUGCGCCUUCUUCCCUCGCUAGCUGCCGCCUGGUUACGGCAAACACCCAGAGUGUGAAAAGCCGGAUACAGUUUGGGGGGAUGCCAGAGGCCCUCUGCGCCCCGUCAUUGAGUCCAAACCGACCGGUCAGCACAGAGUACCCGCAGCAGUACCCGUCCACCGGGGCAUACCUGGACAGAAAACGCAACUCCAGCUCUCCCAUACAAGCCGAGUCUUUCCCAGAGCCGAGCCCAAAUUCAUUCACAUCGCUAGGCGGCGCAGACAUGGCUUUCCUGCCUCCCCUAGCCGACAUGGCCACCAAACUGGGCUUCGUAUGCAGCCGCGCAUCAUCCUCAGAACACCCGCGAUCACUGAAGAGACGAGCCGCCGCUGAACCCAAAGCGAAACAGCCACAUUCCAAAAAAGCCAAGACUACCGCCGCCCACAGCAGCAGCAGCAGCGAAAAAAACCUGAAAGACGAGGUCACCACGUCUCCUGUUCUGGGUUUACGCAUCAAGGAAGACCCCGAGGAAGAUUCCAAGCCCCGCUCCAAUAACGGCAGCCCGCUGGGCAAGUUCAUCUGCCAGCUGUGCAAAGAAGGGUACUCAGACCCGCUCUCCCUGGCGCAGCACAAGUGCUCACGCAUCGUCCGGGUGGAGUACCGCUGCUCAGAGUGCGACAAGGUGUUCAGCUGUCCGGCUAACCUGGCUUCUCACAGGCGCUGGCACAAACCCCGCAGCGCCCAGCUGGCUGCCCCCUCAGAUACCUACUCGAACACAUCCUCUCCCGGGCGGCACAGCCUGCUCCUCCCGCACCCGACCAACAAGUCAGGCCGGGAAGCCAGCACGCCAUCCCCGCAGCCUUCAGAUUCGGGCUCUGAUGAGGAGCUCGUGUUCUUUGACUGCCCGCAUUGCUCCAAGAAAUUCCGCAGACAGGCUUACCUGAGGAAGCACCUUGCCGUCCACAACAGACCGAGCGCAGUCUCGCAACAGAGCCAGCAAGCGGCUGCUGAAAACAUCUUGGAGAAAAAGCCCCGACUUAACCAGGGCACCCCCCAGUUCGCCACCGCCGCGGCCGCUACCGCUCCUAUCUACCUCGGCAGAGACGCGCUGCUGCAGCCCUCCGCGCCAAUGAGAAUUCUGUCCGCAGUAGUCGCAGCCCAGGCUGCAGAGGUGUACCCGUGCCGGUUUUGCCCUGAGAAGUUUUUCUCCUCUCCCGGAUUAACACGGCAUAUUAACAAGUGCCACCCCACAGAAACCAGACAAGUGAUUCUGCUAACGCAGUCUGCUGUGUAGAACUCUCUCUCUCUCUCUCUCUCUCUCUCUCUCUCUCUCUCUCUCU